Nelumbo nucifera (sacred lotus) is the source of this 4236-nucleotide messenger RNA. RefSeq lists its product as uncharacterized. NCBI's taxonomy places the organism in Eukaryota, Viridiplantae, Streptophyta, Magnoliopsida, Proteales, Nelumbonaceae. Gene Ontology annotation, cellular component: tRNA-intron endonuclease complex. Gene Ontology annotation, biological process: tRNA-type intron splice site recognition and cleavage. The record is from RefSeq and is a predicted model, not a curated record.
UGUUAUAUAAAAUUGGGCUGUUACUUUUCUUCCACAUUUAAAGAAAAAUAAAAAAAAUAAAAAGUAAUAGCAAUCUCCAAAUGAUCAUUUUGAUCUUUGUUUUUAUACUUUCUGAAAUUUAUGACCUCUGUUGAUCAUCAGUCUUCAAUUGAAAUUGCAGGCAUAGGAAACAGAAAACAAAAGGAAAGUUCUUUUAACAACUUUCACAAAACCCCUUGAGAACUUCAUCCCAACUUCCGGUUUCUCUUCUGUUUUCUGUCAAACUAAACAUAGCCUUAGUGUGUAUGCAUGUGUCAUUUGAAUCCAUCUCACACUAAAUUCUGGGUUCAGGAGGUUAUAUAGCAAACUUGGUUUAAGAAUUGUGUUUUCAUUAAAGGGUUGCAGGUUCAACUUUUAUUGAAAAUUAUUUUUGAUUUAAUUUAUCAGUUAAUAAUCCAAGUCCCUUUUAGUUAUUUUUAUUGAUAAAAUAUAAUGUAUGUUUUGAUGAUUAAAUUAAAGUUUUAUUUGUUAAUGAUAUAUAAAGAUCUGAGCCUGAUUUGACUCCAAUUUGUCUAUAUGAACUUCAUAGAGAUUUCCCUGUCUAACAGUUAGUCUAGUAGGAAAUAGAGUUAUAGUUGUUUCUUGUCAAGAAGAGGCCAGAACAUUGGUCCCACACACAUGGCAAGCAUAAGCUGCAAAGGCAGGUAAGGAGCAUAUCAGAACUCAUCAGAAUUGGCAAGAUUAUAGUUGUUUCUUGUCAUUUCAAGUAGGAAAUAGGGUAUUAAGGUAAGCAGUAAUUAGGGUUUAGGUAUGGGCAUUUGAAGUUUUUAUGAUUGAAUUCAUGAUUCCAUCAUGUGACUAGGAGUUUGGGUUUAGGAUUUUAGGGUCUUGUAGUACUUGCUUUGUUUAUUCUAAAAAAAGGGUUUUCACAUAUUUCCUAUAGUAUUUCCAUCAUGAUCUAAUGUUUUACCUAAUGAAGAUUCCAAUGAAACAUGUUGCUUUUCCUUGCCGUGAAAGUGAAUCAGGUACCGCCCCAUAUUUCCUGGAGUACUGGGGGGUUCAGCGGUGCAUAAGCUUCACAAAUCAUUAUUUACAGUACCAUCUCUUUGAAUACAUAGGUUUGCUGGGAGCAAAUAACUUUUUUAUGAGCUUUUAGAUAAAGUUUAUAAAAUUCAAAGAAAACAAGUAACAACAGCUUUCUAAAAAAUAAUUAGUAACAGAAAUUAACAGCAAAGAAAUAACUAUCUUUCUGUGGUUAAACCAAACCAGAAAUGUCAGCACAGAUAAUUAGGAUUCAGCACAGAUAAUGAAAAACAUGAUGGCAUUUAAGACCUCUGCCACAACCUGUGCACAAUAGCCCCACAAUGACUGGCACAGGCAGGCUUUCUCUUAAGGAGAUUGGUGGCAGAACCAAACCUACAAAAAUGUUUCUCCAAGUAGAGUUUGGAGCAUUAGUGGAGAUUCAUUCAAACCAGACUAUGCUGCAAAAAAGGCUAAAAACAGAAACGGGAAAAUGUGAUUGAAUGGAGAGAGGAAUUUGGGGAAAUAAUAUAAAUGGAACCUUCUCACCUUCAAAGUAAGGAGGUUCAAAAGCAGGAUCAUCUUACAAACAGGAUAGAGCCAGUGGAGCAUGCUCAAAUUGAGUUGGGGAAAUGCCUUAAGUCUAAAGAUUUAAUCCCCAGAUUGAGAGAAAAAGCAGUAAAGCAACUGGUAAGGCAGGCCGGGUAAGGCUUUACUUUCAAUUACUGGAUAUGAGUCAGCUUUUAGGUAUAUCAGUUUGUAAUUUCAAUUGCAGGGGGAUCUGCAGAGGAUGCAGAUCUUAAAUUACAGCUCAGGAGGUUGUUUAAUAGGGUGUAGCUAAAUAAUAAAUGUUAACGGCUGCAUUUCCAAACAUGGGUGUAGUUUUACACCCAUGUUAAUUCCAAACAAGUGUAGAAAAUACACUCACAUUUACACUGUUUUUCCAAACGUACAUCAGUGUAAAAACAACACAGAAUUGGUUCAUCUUUUGCAUUUAUCCAUCUGACCGUUUUUCAUUUACACUGGUGUAUUUUUGUAUUUACACCUCAAACAAACGAAGCCUUAGGAAUUUAGGAUGCUUGCAUCUUUUCUCCAACUCCAAGGAGCGAAAAAAGACUCGGGAAGUUACCCACCACUCGUCAUUGGCAAUCUCUCUCCCAUUCCCAUUCUCCCUCCCUUCCAUCAGUGGUUUCUUACUUUCUUCUUCUUCUUUCUUCUUCUCUCUCACUCUAAUUUUUUCCUUACUCCCUUAGUUUUCUAGGCGGCAGACAUAUAUAAUCUCGUCCCUGCAACCAUUUAAGAGCAGCAUCAGUCAAGGUAUGGUCAAUUUUAUUUGCGUUAUUAUUUUCUUUACUGGUUAAAGAAGUUAGGCCAUUCCGGUUCCCAUUCCAACCGCAAACCAAAUGGAUCCUAAGUAUUUUUUUUUCCGUAAAAAAAGUGUCAUUUUUAAAUUCUAAUUGCUGGGGACAUCACAAUAUCGUGAUUUCUGAUAUAUGCUAUUUUUACAAAGGAGGAAAUCAUCCUCCGAUCUCCAUUCGAUUCAAUCGCUACAAGAGAAGAAACCCAGGCUUGGGUUCAAGUUGCUCGAGAACCUGCAGGCUGCAACUGCCUCCAACAGUCCAACUCCAAACUUCAACUUGCUACUCUCUUCGUUGAACUACUAUUAUAUUCCCCUCUCAUUUUAGCGCCAUUCUUCUUUCUUUGCUGACUCUUUUCUAUUUUGGAAGACCGAACACUGUUGUGCUGUCUGUGAAGUCCAAUGACACAAAAUCUGCAGCUACAUCAAAUAUGACCAAUAACUGGCAUAAUGGAGAUUGAAGAUCUAGCAAGUUCAUCUGAUGGAAUGUCUGAUCUAGAAGUUCCAUCAGAAGAUUUGAAUGAUGAAGAACUUCAAUAUACAUCUGGUUCUAUCCCCAAAUUGCAAUUCAGGAAAGAUACAUCUAAGGCUCGUUGGAAUGCAGAGAUGGGAAUGGCUGAGGUUAUUGAAAAGAAAGGCAAAAUGUGGAUAACAACAGGAAUAGUUCGAAGAGGAAAGCUCUACUGCACAAUUGAGGAAACCUUGUUUUUGGCUGAAAUAGGGGCACUGCAUCUGUUGGAUGUUGAUGAUACAACACUUUUCCUGAAAGAUUUAUAUGAGAAGGUUGCAGAAGGAAGGAGUGGGUGCUGUUGGGAGACUUUUGAGGUUUACAGACACCUAAAGUCCCUUGGGUACAUUGUUGGUCGGUAUGGUGUCCCUUGGACCAUGAAGGGUGAUAAUGGCUGUAACUCUACUCUUCAAGGAACAGCAGAAACCAGUACAGUUUCAGACAGUGAAUUGGUGAACAGGUUUUCCUUCAUCAACCAACGUGAAAAUUUGCAGAUUAGUGAUUUGAGACCGGAUUUUGAAGUUUACCUUCCUAACAACAAGUUCAGAAAAUCAUCUCCUGGUGAUCCAAGUUUUAUGCUCUUUGUAACUAGGGCUCAUCCACCAUCAAGAAAUGAGAUCGAAGAACUAGAGAGGAAGUGCAAUGGCAUUCCCUUAAAAUUCUCUCAUGUAGACCAUGGGCGAGUCAGUUUCUUUUCCAUCAACAGAGUGGAGCUUCCAGUCCUACCCUGAUACGUACAAGUAGGUGAGUUGGCAAGAAAUGUGUAGGGAGAGUUUGUUUGGAUUGGGGAUGCCCAGGUCUGGCUGUUCUUUAUAAAAGCUUUCUGUUUUUUAUUUUCUUGUGGGCUUCAGUGAAGGAAGCUGUUGUAGUUAGACUUACAGGCCAGCUGCUUUUGUUUUGAGCGGUUUGGUGAUCUUCUUAGUUAAUGAAAAAUUUUCUGUUGCUUUAAAAAAAUCAAAAGCUUAGUCAAGAAGAAGAGAAGUGGUUUCUUGAUCUAAAUUGUUUUGGACUUGUGAGAUUUAUGAAACUGACAUUUUGAUGUCAAAUAGUUAUAUAUAUUAUGCAACUUCAGGUUAGACAGGGACAGUAUAGUUGUAGGUGUUUUGAUUUUUGGAUUAUUAAGGAGCUUAUUGGGAGUGCUAUUGUUAUAUGUAGGAGGGGCUUUGAUCUUUAUUUUUUUCUCCUUGGUGGUUUCUUAUCACCUGUCAUUGUAAUUUUAUUUUCUUUUAAUAAAACUUUCUUUAUUAUUGAAAGAUAAAAAGUUAGAUAGUAAAGGUAUAUUGUAAUUAGGAAAAUGGCACUAGCAUUUUCACUGAUUGUGCAGAAAAGUCUGUAUGAUCUUAUUCCUUGUUACAAAUUUGAAUAGAUUAAC